This is a messenger RNA of Rodentolepis nana, 507 nucleotides long. The record is from the annotation of a GenBank genome assembly. Lineage: Eukaryota; Metazoa; Platyhelminthes; Cestoda; Cyclophyllidea; Hymenolepididae.
AUGGAAGAAAAUAAUCCUCCACAUACACCUACUUUGACUGUUGAAGCUAUUAAGAAUGCAGUACUUCGAUUGUAUUGCCUUGAGGAUAUAUCUGUUGUGGGGAAACUUGGCAGUGGGUUUUAUGCCAACGUCUAUCUGGUCUAUCAUCGUCCAACUAAACGCAAAAUGGCCCUUAAAAUAUCUCCCUCUGGAAAUAUUCAGCGUCGUGAGAUCGAGCUUCUUCGGGGAUUACGACACGAAAACGUCCAAAGACUAUAUGGUGCUUGCAUAAUCAGUGGGAAAUUAGCGUGCUUAACCGAAUACGCCAAAGGGGGCAGCCUAGUGGAUCUUUUGACAGCUACCUCGGCGCCAUUGCCCUGGAGAUGCCGCGUGAGUUUGGCGCAUGACAUAAUUCGUGGCUUGAACCAUCUGCAUGAACACCUCCUCAUUCACCGCGACUUAUCCUCUCAGGUGCGCUCUCCACUUUUUUGUUUGCUUCAUGUGUUCUUCCGACGCAGCUCAGGUUGA